Messenger RNA from Hypanus sabinus (Atlantic stingray), 1256 nucleotides. It is a transcript of the gene cyc1, whose product is annotated as cytochrome c1, heme protein, mitochondrial. The transcript has 7 exons. The record is from RefSeq and is a predicted model, not a curated record. Gene Ontology annotation, biological process: mitochondrial electron transport, ubiquinol to cytochrome c. Lineage: Eukaryota; Metazoa; Chordata; Chondrichthyes; Myliobatiformes; Dasyatidae. Gene Ontology annotation, molecular function: heme binding; electron transfer activity. The coding region runs from base 13 to 963 and encodes 316 amino acids.
GACGCGCGGUGGAUGCUGGGCGUGAGGCUAGCCACUCUCAAGAUGGCGGCGCUGAGGGUGGCGGCGGCGGCCAGCGGGCGUACUCUCCUCCACACGCGGCACAAGACCAUCCAUUGCUGCAGGGCCAGGAUGUCCUUUGCAAGCUUGUCCCGUGGGAAGAAGAUAGCACUGUCCACGUUAGGGGUGCUUGCUGCUGGGGGCGGUGCCCUUGCGAUCACCUUGCAUCGCUCUGUGUAUGCAGACCUGGAGCUCCAUCCUCCCAGUUAUCCCUGGAGUCACAAUGGCUUUUUGUCUGCACUAGACCAUGCCAGUGUUCGCCGUGGUUAUCAGGUGUACAAGCAGGUGUGCGCGGCCUGUCACAGCAUGGAGUACCUGGCCUUCCGGAACCUGGUUGGAGUGACUCACACAGAGGAUGAGGCAAAGGCCCUAGCAGAGGAGAUUGAAGUGUUGGAUGGACCAGAUGAGAACGGAGAAAUGUUCACCCGCCCUGGCAAGCUCUCCGAUUACUUCCCUCAACCAUACCCAAAUUCAGAGGCAGCAAGAGCAGCAAAUAAUGGGGCUCUACCUCCUGAUCUCAGUUACAUCGCUAAUGCCAGACAUGGCAGUGAGGAUUACAUCUUCACCCUCCUCACUGGAUACUGCGACCCUCCUGCUGGCAUCACUCUUCGAGAAGGCCUCUACUACAACCCCUACUUUCCUGGCCAGGCAAUUGGAAUGGCCCCUCCUAUUUAUGAUGAAGCUGUUGAAUUUGAGGAUGGGACUCCAGCCACGAUGAGUCAGAUUGCCAAGGAUGUGUGCACCUUCCUGCGCUGGAGCUCUGAACCUGAACACGACCAGCGGAAACGCAUGGGCUUGAAGGUGCUAAUGUUUUCAGCUCUGCUUUUCCCAGUUCUGUACUACAUGAAGAAGCACCGAUGGGCUGUUUUAAAGAGCCGAAAGAUCGCCUACAAACCUCCUCAAUAACCCCUGGAACCAGGGAUACUUCAACUCCAGGAAUAACUGAUCAUUACAUUCUCCGUCAUUAUGGAUGUGGUCUGGACUUCACUUCAGGGGCAGGCGGGUGGGGAGAAACAAAAUAAUGUGAACGGUUUCAGAUCAAUGGGAGAUCAGAUGGGCCGUGGGUCUGUUGUAAACUCCUGAGAAUAGCAGGUGAGUUGCUGACUGGGUGGGUGAUCCACAGACAGGAUGUUGCAUGACUCUGGUCUGUCUUUAGUAUUUGUAAAGGGGGGUUUUUAAAUAAACUUGGAACGACAGCA